AUGUGCCGCCACGUCAAGCGGUUUGAGGGCGAGCAUACGUACAACUACGGGCAUCACACGUUUACGAUCGUCCGCGAGGGCUCAACGUUUUUCAUUUUGCCCCUUGGCUUCCUCAUUGCUUAUGUCGCAACCCUCUUUGUCCCCAUGUCGUUUCAGCUGGAGGCGAUGUAUUCGGUGCUAUUAAUUGCCUUUUCUCGCUAUUUUGCGCGGGGCCGGAAAAACAGGGAUUGGAAGGACUUGAAAGAGCGACACGUCAUCGUCACAGGUGGGACGAGCGGUAUUGGGCGAGAAACGGCUUCUCAGCUGGCCGCCAUGGGUGCCGACGUGACGGUGCUCUCACGCAACGGUCCAAAUGUUGAUGUUGCGAUGGCGUACAUAAAAAAAUUUGCAAAGAGUGAUGAGCAGCAGAUAAGAUUUACCGCGUUGGAUCUUGCCGACUUUAUUGCAGUGCGUGACUACUGCAAACGCGCCCAACAGCAGAGGAUGGCAGUUGACAUCCUUGUGAACAACGCGGGGCUGAUGCAGCAAAAGCAGGUGAUGUCUCGUUUUGGUGACGACGAGCAGCUUGCCGUGAACCUCCUCGGGCCGUUUUUGCUUACAGAAGGACUUUUGCCGCUUGUGGCAGAGAACGGUGGACGUAUCGUUUAUGUUUCAUGUUCGGCCCACGUUGCAGUGAAGCGAAAUAUUGUGUCGACGUACCUGUCCGGACGCGGGCUGUGGUCCCCUCGCAUCCGGGAUAAGUUUGAUGGACUCGAGCAGUAUGGAUUUACAAAACUUGGCUGCAUCUAUCACGCACAGGACUUGGCGGUGCGCUCCUACACGAAUGCCUCAAAACCAUUUGCAUCUAUGACACCUGCCACAGUCGCCUCUAUCCUAACGCCUAGCAACGGCAGAGCUCAUAAAAGUAACAGUAACGACGGCAACAGCAAUACACCGCGGUACACCACAUGUGUUGCGGUUCCUGGUGGCGUCGUGACAAAUCUUUACCGUUAUGUUCCCCUUGCCACGACGUUUCGUUGGUGUCGUUACUUUUAUCUGCUCUUCAUGCGCACAGCUACUGAGGGAAGUCAAGUGGUUGUGAACUGUUGCGUGCGGGAGGAAUUAGUGAAUGGCGGUUAUUAUCAGAAUUGCCGCUACAGCCCUACAGGCCUUUCCGCUACCGCUUGCAGCGUAGAGGAACGAAAAAGUGUGCUGGCAUGGGUGAGGCUAAAGAUGCAGCCGUACAUGCGGUGGGAGAGUUAG
This is a messenger RNA of Trypanosoma cruzi, 1242 nucleotides long. RefSeq names its product short chain dehydrogenase/reductase, putative. NCBI's taxonomy places the organism in Eukaryota, Euglenozoa, Kinetoplastea, Trypanosomatida, Trypanosomatidae. Bases 1 to 1242 code for a protein of 413 amino acids. The record is from RefSeq and is a predicted model, not a curated record. The transcript has a single exon.